AUGUAUUGUUCAUCUACGAUCCGCACAUACUGGAUCCUGACGGGGAUCGCGGCCUCCAUAGGCCAACGCAUAGGUCUCCACCGGGACGGAGAGAAGCUGGGCCUGCCACCAUUUGAUGUGGAGAUAAGGCAACGGUUAUGUUACCAGAUUGUUCCGCUGUAUGGUAGAGCGAGCCAAUUUGCCGGUAUUGGCUUUCUCAAAAAACCAGUGAUUUUCCGUCUGGCGCGCGCACACAUUGGAAAAUCCCUAGCCAGAUCAGGACAGCCAAUCAACGGUACAGCCCCUUGGAACUUCGCAGAUCAACACGGAGCGGAGAAGGUACUGAGCACAACAGAAAGCGAGAUCGAAGAAAAGUUCAUCCGCUAUUGUGAAGCGUUGUUGACCCACUGCACUUUCUCACUAACGGUCUUCUUCAGUCGUUUUUGA
Messenger RNA from Penicillium antarcticum, 426 nucleotides. RefSeq names its product fungal specific transcription factor domain-containing protein. Lineage: Eukaryota; Fungi; Ascomycota; Eurotiomycetes; Eurotiales; Aspergillaceae. The record is from RefSeq and is a predicted model, not a curated record. The transcript is spliced from 2 exons. Bases 1 to 426 code for a protein of 141 amino acids.